AUGGAUAUACACAGAGCCAGGUUCGUAGACUAUACGCCUUCGACAAUCACUGCGGUCGCCUACUCUCACCCGUCCUCACUAGGUGAACAUGCACCAGCCAGCUUACGUUGUGCAGUAGGCCGCGCGAAUGGUGAUAUUGAACUGUGGAACCCAAAGGACAAUUGGACGCAUGAGCUGACCUUGAAGGGCGGUCAGAGACGAUCUAUUGAAGGUCUGGCGUGGGUCGUUCAGAAGGGAUAUAGCCCACGACUGUUCAGUAUAGGCAGCUCAAGCUCAGUCACGGAAUGGAACUUGGAGCUGCUGCAGCCAAUGGCCAACACAGAUUGCAAUGCAGGUGCGAUAUGGAGUAUUGCCGUGUCUCCAGACAGCAGUAGUCUGGCCGUGGGAUGUGAAGACGGCAGUCUGGUCAUACUCGACGUCUCUAAUGGGCCAGGCGUCGUGGAAUACAAGUUUGUCUUGACACGACAAAAGAGUCGAAUCCUUUCACUCGCUUUUUCUGGUGCAAACCUCAUUGUUGGAGGCUGCUCAGACUCAACGCUCAAGGUCUGGGAUUGCUCACAAGCACGAGGCGCGAUUGUUGCUCGCAUGUCUGCGGAUAAGGUCCGUGGCGAACCGACACUUGUAUGGUCGGUCCUCGUCCUCAAAAAUGGCAAUAUUGUCUCUGGCGAUUCAACAGGUGCCGUCAAAAUUUGGGAUAAGCGAUUCUACUCCCUGUCGCAAAAUUUUGACUUGCAUGCGGCAGAUGUCUUGUGUCUCGGUGCAAAUGAGCAAGGCGAUACCUUCUUCUCCGCAGGUGUUGAUCGCAAGAUGCACAUGUACAAAGCUGUCGAUGGUAAGAAGCGCUGGGCACAUAUCUCUGGUCGUCGUUUCCAUGCACACGACGUUCGAGCCAUUGCAACUUAUGAAGCACGAGGCAUCUCACAGAUUGUCACAGGUGGCGUUGACAUGCAAUUUGCUAUUUUGCCACUUGCUGAUUUCAUGAAAGAGAAUCAUCGAAUGCUGCCAGCAACACCACAACGGUCUCAUACGUGUCUUGCACGACAAGCACGACUCCUGAUGCUCUGGCAAGAUCGACAAGUCAAAGUAUGGAGACUAGGAGAUCAAGUUGAUUUCGAUGUUGAGCUGCCACAACAUCAGCUCGUCGCCAAGAUGAAUCUGAGAAAUGUUGGCAAUCUCUCUUGCGGUGCAAUCAGUGAUGAUGGACGCUAUCUUAUUGUCUGCACGCUCACAGAGACGAAGCUGUAUAUGCUGCUACCCUCAGCAUCGGGAGCAUUGAAACCUGCAAAGCUCAUCAUCGAUCAUCUCGAUAAUGUCGGCGCGCGGAGCGUCGUCUUUGCCGGUGACAGUAGUACUUUUGCACUGACACUACCAGACUCGACUAUCCAAGUAUACCGCAUCCAACAAGGCGAUGUCGAUGCAGAAGAUGGUCUCUACGACGUAGAUGUCAGUGAUCCCAUCGAGAUUGAGACACCAGACAGGACUGAGCGCAGCAAGAAGCAGCAGACAUACAUGAAGAGCGUCAAUCUGGUCAUCUUGUCUGAAGAUGGUUCCUUGUUAGCCAUGUCUGACUAUAGCGGGAGCGUAUGCAUCUACUCAACAGACAGUGGCAAACUCAUCAGCAGCCCGCCGAACAUCCCGGGUGCCAUCACAGCCAUGACAUUUGAAGGCAACGAGAAUCUCGUCUUGACGACAGCGAGCAUGGGAUUCCACCAAUUUGCAGUGGAUAGCGGCAGAGUCACACCUUGGUCUGCACUCAAUAGCGCCAACUUGCCCAAAAAGCUGACCGUUUUGCUUGACCACUGUCUCGGCAUACGCAUCGACAUGGAGAAACGGGCAUGGAUGUGGGGAUCUGCGUGGGUCGCAUUUCUGAACCUGAAUGAGAGUCUACCAGCUCCUCCUGUACCAAAACGGAAACAGAGUGAUGAGGAACCAGGGCAAGACUUGGUGGCGACGAAGGAUAGCUCACUCAAGGGAAAGUUCUGGAUCACUCUCAAGUACCGCCCACUCUUGCAUUUCGAUGUGAUGAAUGAGGCAGAGUUGGUGGUUGUGGAACGGCCCGUGAUGGACAUGCUGAGUGAGGCGGACAUACCAGCGCCAUUCUAUGCUAAGCGGUAUGGCACCGGAUAA
This is a messenger RNA of Protomyces lactucae-debilis, 2127 nucleotides long. RefSeq names its product WD40-repeat-containing domain protein. The record is from RefSeq and is a predicted model, not a curated record. The transcript has 2 exons. Lineage: Eukaryota; Fungi; Ascomycota; Taphrinomycetes; Taphrinales; Protomycetaceae. Gene Ontology annotation, cellular component: t-UTP complex; small-subunit processome; 90S preribosome. Gene Ontology annotation, molecular function: RNA binding; protein binding. Gene Ontology annotation, biological process: maturation of SSU-rRNA from tricistronic rRNA transcript (SSU-rRNA, 5.8S rRNA, LSU-rRNA). Bases 1 to 2127 code for a protein of 708 amino acids.